AUGGUUUUCUAUUACAAGUGGAUGCAAGUAGUGCAGCUGAUUUUGUUUAUCCCAUCAUUUGGUCUGGGAUUAAUCUUCAAUGUAAUGGCUCUUGUGAUGGUACUGUUUAAGAUAAAGAAGUGGACAGAGUCAACUACUUAUAUUGUUAACCUUAUUGUUUUUGACAUCUUGUUGAUUUUGGCUCUUCCUUUUAAAAUCUCGGUAUUCUUCAGCUCUGAUGGUGAAGUUCAGAAAUGGUCUCUCAGUAUGAAAUUCUGCUCUUUUCUGGAAAGCACAUACAUCAUCAACAUGUACGGAAGUAUUCUAAUCAGCAUGUGCAUUAGCAUGGAUCGAUACAUCGCCAUUGUCCACCCUUUUUCUGCAAUGCUUCUUCGAUCACCAAGAAUUGCCAUAAUCAUUUGUGUUAGCGUCUGGAUUUUUCUCUUGAUUGGGGUUUUUCAAACCCAUGACUUGCACAUCUAUCAGAAUGACACUUGUUUUGGUGGCUUUUCAAAUGUGACAUGGACUGAAAAAGGAAACUUAGUAAUUUCGUUGGAAGUAGUAUUUUUAAUUUCUGCAUUAGUCAUGGUGUUUUGCUCAGCACAGACAAUCAGAAUAUUCAGAAGACUAAAAGAUGAAAGCAUGGAACGCUCUAAAAAUGCUCGAGCAAUCAUUAUUGUGUCAGCAAACCUAGCUACCUUCUUAGUUUGUUUCACACCAUACCACAUAGCUCUAUUUCUUUAUUACUUAACAAACCCCAGUGCUACAGCUAGGCCUGACAAUCAGCAUAUGCAUCAUUUUACUGAGCUCGCGCUCUCUGUAGCUAAUAUGAAUUGCUGCCUGGAUGCUUUAUGCUACUACAAUGUUGUUAAAGAGUUCUCAGAGCCCAAAUAUAUACCAAAACAAGAUACUCAAAAGCUUUGA
Protopterus annectens (West African lungfish) is the source of this 903-nucleotide messenger RNA. Its product is annotated as G-protein coupled receptor 55-like. Gene Ontology annotation, cellular component: membrane. The record is from RefSeq and is a predicted model, not a curated record. Bases 1 to 903 code for a protein of 300 amino acids. The transcript has a single exon. NCBI's taxonomy places the organism in Eukaryota, Metazoa, Chordata, Ceratodontiformes, Protopteridae. Gene Ontology annotation, molecular function: G protein-coupled receptor activity. Gene Ontology annotation, biological process: phospholipase C-activating G protein-coupled receptor signaling pathway; positive regulation of Rho protein signal transduction.